CCAACACCAAGUCUUUGAUUGCUUCCCAUCUCCACCAUGGACAAGACUUUCCAAGCCGUCCUCGCCGCCACCGGAAGCUUCUUCGCCAUAACCGUAAUCUUCGCCGUCGUCUACAUACUCUUCAAGGGCUCCCAGUCCAAGUCAACCCGCUCCCGCCGCGCCCGUGCCGCCGCCGUCCGCAACAACCCGAUCCGGCUCAACUGCAUCACCGUCGACGAGAUCGCCUCCUUCGAUCCCUCCCUCAAAGUCUCCAUGGAAGAAGUCGUCAAGGCCACCAAGAACUUCAACAAGGACCUCGUCGUCGGCGACGGCGGCUUCGGCCUCGUCUACAAGGCCCAGCUCUCCGACGGCCUCAAGGUCGCCAUCAAGAAGCUCGAUCCCGACGCCUUCCAGGGCUUCCGCGAGUUUCAGGCCGAGAUGGAAACCCUAGGUGAGCUCCACCACCCCAAUCUCGUCAAGAUUCUCGGCUACUGUGUCUCCGGCGCCGACCGGAUUUUGAUUUAUGAGUUUAUGGAGAGGGGGAAUCUGGACCGUUGGCUUCACGACUCGUCGUCAACGGAUUUGGACGGUUAUGAUGACACGGCUGGGUGUAAAUUACCGUUAUCUUGGAAGACGAGGAACAAGGUCGUUAGGGGUGUGGCUAAUGGCUUGGCCUAUUUGCAUGGGUUGGAGAAGCCUAUAAUUCAUAGGGACAUCAAGGCUAGCAAUGUGUUGUUAGACAGGGAAUAUGAGGCCCAUAUUGCGGAUUUCGGGCUCGCGAGGAGCAUCGACACGUCACGGUCCCACGUGUCGACGCAAUUUGCGGGCACCAUGGGGUACAUGCCACCCGAGUACAAAGACGGGUUUACGGGGGCGACAGUGAAAGCGGAUGUGUUUAGUUUCGGGAUUUUGAUGUUGGAGAUUGCAACGGGGAGACGGCCUAAUUUGCCGAGCGUGUUUGACGGGAAAGAGAUGGGGUUGGUGGAAUGGUCGAGGAAAAUGGUGGCCAAUAACCGGCAAAUGGAAAUGGUGGAUUCGAGUAUUUCGAGGGAGGAUUUGGAUGAAGGCAGUGUCAAGAGGUACUUUGAAAUUGUUGGUGAAUGUGCUCAUGAGUCUUCAAGGCAGAGGCCCCCAAUGAAAGAUGUAAUUCAGCUGUUAAAUGACCUUCAAUCGUGAAUUAGGAAAGCAUUUUUGUUUGUUUUGUGAGUAAUAUUGUGGAAUGGUGAAUAAUAUUAGUUGUGUUAUUGCUUGUAAAUAAGAUAUUGAGCCAAAAACAAGGACGUGACUUGAAUACAAAAUUUAUUUGUGUGUGGUCUUUGGAGG
This is a messenger RNA of Fragaria vesca subsp. vesca, 1302 nucleotides long. Its product is annotated as phytosulfokine receptor 2-like. Gene Ontology annotation, molecular function: protein kinase activity; ATP binding. Gene Ontology annotation, biological process: protein phosphorylation. Bases 37 to 1155 code for a protein of 372 amino acids. NCBI's taxonomy places the organism in Eukaryota, Viridiplantae, Streptophyta, Magnoliopsida, Rosales, Rosaceae. The record is from RefSeq and is a predicted model, not a curated record. The transcript has a single exon.